Rotaria sp. Silwood1 is the source of this 1329-nucleotide messenger RNA. NCBI's taxonomy places the organism in Eukaryota, Metazoa, Rotifera, Eurotatoria, Philodinida, Philodinidae. The record is from the annotation of a GenBank genome assembly.
AUGUUGACAGCCAAUCAUUUCUUCGAUCUUAUCAUCAUUGGAUGUGGUGCAGCCGGUAUUGGAGCUGCACUUCAAUUACAAAAAUAUCCAUCAACUACUCGUUUUAUUAUUCUCGAAGCUCGUGAUCGUGCAUGUGGUCGAGCGUUUACCGAUACACAAACUUUUGGUGUAAAAGCUCCUGUCGACGUAGGGGCUCGUUGGUUACAUCAUUAUCAUUCAGACAAUCCUUUUUACACUUAUUAUUCUCCAUCGGACAAAGACCACAUUGAUAAUGAUACGUAUGAUAGAUUGAAAACAGGCACCUUUGAUAAAGAUGGUACAUCUAUUUCAUUAGAUUCGAUGGAUGAAGCCGAGAAAAUCUUUGAACAAUAUUGUACGAUCAUUAAAAAAUAUCCAUCCGAUAAAGAAGAUGUCUCCAUAUUCGAGGUCAUUCGUGACGAAUACGCAAAGAUUGCAAGCGAAAAAAUACAACGUCUUGUUGGUUUGUGCCUUGCUUCCAUGGAAGACCAUGAAGGAGCAAAUCUAACUGAAAUCUCGACUAAGUCUUAUGGAAUCGGAGAAGGUAACAUCGAUGCACCCAUUCUUACAAUUUCUGAUGGAUUGGGUUCAUUCAUCAAGCAGAUCGUUGAUGGAAAUACUCUUCCUAUUGAGUUUAACACUGUUGUCACUCAGAUUGAUAUUUCCAAUGAAUCGAAUGGACAUGUUCAUAUUUCAACAUCAAAUGAUCGUCAUUACUUAUGCAAAUAUGUUCUCGUUACUAUACCACUUGGUUGUUUAAAAGCACGUUCAAUUGUAUUCAUGCCACCCAUACCAGAUUGGAAGCUAACAGCUAUUGACAAAAUGGGUUUUGGUUUGUUGAAUAAAGUUUUUCUUCAAUUUACAUCCAUAUUUUGGGAUGAGAAAUUGCAAAACAUUGAUGUUAUUACGAAUCAUUAUUAUCAGUGUUAUGUCUGUAUCCCAGAAGCUCGUAUUUUAGUUUUGUAUAUUGCUGCUAGUCAUGCACGUGAAUUAGAACAAUACAGUGAUGAACAAAUAGUGAAAAAACUAGUUACUUCUCUCCGUCUAAUUUAUCCUCUAAUGACCGAUCCUAUUAAGUCGUUAGUAACAAGAUGGGCAUGUGAUCCGUAUUCAUGUGGAUCAUACUCAUAUUUUGCCGUGGGAACUGACCUAGAAACUGUAAAAGAUCUAGCACGCGAGUCUCACGAUGGUCAUGUACAUUGGGCUGGUGAACAUACAAAUUACAAUGGAUCGGUUGGUUAUGUUGACAGUGCAUUCGAAAGUGGACAACGUGAAGCGACACAUAUCUUAGAGAAACUUGAACAGUCUUAA